ACCCGCCACGCCACCCCCUCGCCGCCGUGUUGCUCCUCGCCGCCGUCCCCAACUCCUCCUCCGCCGCGUACAGGGACGUUGGGGGGGUUGCCUGAGGCUUGAGACAUGGGCCCGGCGCCGAAGGCGGAGCCCAUGAAGCAGCGGGUGAACCGGUGCCUGCUGCGGCUGUCCGACAGGGACACGGAGGCCAUGGCGGCCGCGGAGCUGGACGGGAUCGCGCGCGGGCUGGAGGCCGACGAGCUGCCGGCGUUCCUCGCCGCGGUGUCGGACGCGCGCCCCACCGACAAGACGCCGCUGCGGCGGCACUCGCUCCGGCUGCUCGCGCUGCUCGCCGCCGCGCACCCGCGCGACGCCGUCGCGCCGCUCGUGCCCAGGCUCGUGGCCGCCGCGCUGCGGCGGGUCCGGGACCCGGACUCGUCCGUGCGCGCCGCGCUCGUCGACGCCGCGCGGGCCGCGGCGGCUGCGGCCGACGCGGCGCCGGCCGCGCUCGUCCCGCUCGUCGGCGCGCUGCUCCACGAGCAGGACCAGUGCGCGCAGCUCGCCUCCGCGCUCGCGGCGGCCGCGGCCGUCGAGGCGUCCGCCCCCAGCGCCGACCUCGCCACCUACCUCCAGACCCUCCUCCCGCGCCUCCUCAAGCUUCUCCGCAGCUCCGCGUUCAAGGCCAAGCCCGCGCUCAUCUCCCUCAUCGGCGCCGCCUCGGCUGCCUCCGGUGGCGGGGCGGCGGCCACCGCUGUGCCCUCCCUUCGCGACGCGCUCACCGGCGAAGACUGGGCGGCGAGGAAGGCCGCCGCCGAGGCGCUCGCGCUGUUGGCCCUGGAGCAUGGAGACAACCUUGUCGAGCAAAAGCCAUCCUGCAUUGCCGUCUUCGAGGCCAAGAGAUUCGAUAAGGUGAAGAUUGUGCGAGAAUCCAUGAACCGGAUGAUUGAGGCGUGGAAGGAGAUCCCAGACAUGGAUGAGGAAGUGUGCUCCUCCGACGUGCCGCCAUCUCCUCACUCGCAGUCGAGAUCUUGUAUCACAGAGUGUGCAAGUGAUGGUCGAUACCCAGCUGAUUCCCUAGGCUCCAAUUCUGUCCAGUCAGUUACCAGGAGGAACCUAUCUCCAACAAAUAAAUCACCCCCACGGGAAGCAUUGCACAAUGCCGGCAACAGAAGGACCAGCAAUUCUUCCAUCGGAAACAAGAAGAACUCACCGCCGUCACGCCACAAUUCAGGCCAGACCAAGAACUAUGAGUGUAAGGUUAAUAUGACUGAUGCUCCGGAUGCGACACCAAUCAAAAUCGUGACCGAGGAGAAGCUUCUGAAAGAUGGUAAUGUUAGAGCAAGGCUUGAAGCACGGAGGGUGCUGUUCCAGAAGAAUAGUGAGGAGAGGUACAGCAAGGUUCCUGGGCUCAAGUCAGGGUCUAGAAUUGUUCCAUAUAAUGGGGACGAAGACUUGGAAGAGAUUGCUGAUACUGAGGAUGGGCACGAGGAGUUUCAGUCAGGUCACAAGGAAGAGGACCUUUCAAAGAUCAGGAUGCAGCUGGUUCAGAUUGAGAAUCAGCAGACUAGCUUGCUCAAUCUUCUCCAGAAAUUUAUGGGGAGCUCUCAGAAUGGGAUCCGUUCACUGGAGACACGGGUGAAUGGACUGGAGAUGGCACUGGAUGAGAUCUCCCGUGAUUUGGCUGCCUCUUCAGGAAGGGUGGCAAGCAGUGAACCUGAUAUGAAUUGCUGCAUCCUUAGCCCGAAAUUUUGGAGAAGACACGAUGGCAGUAGAUACUCAUCCAAGUACUCCAUCUCCGACGCUGCAAACUACUCUGAUGACAGCAGAACUUCUUACAAGUGGGAAAGGCAGAAGUUUGGAGUUCAGGGUGUUGUCACCAACCCAUUAGCAGAGCCAAACGCUACCUUUGCAGGGAAUGCGGUUGUUGCUCAGGAAGCCAGGAGACAGAAUUCAGCUCAAUAUAGGUCAAGGAUGGGUUAGAUGCAACGGCAACUUCACAUGGAGUUCUCGAAAUAUGAACAAGCAAGGAGCGGCUGGAAAGAUCCCCCUUUUGCUGCAUUUUCAAGCUCUUUUUUUUUCUUUUCUCCAAGUUGAAAAACAAAACCCAGAGAUGUACAUGAGAUAUGAAGUUCUGUUUGAGUUUAGACUCAGUGAGGAACAACCUAAAAGCCCUAAACUCUAAAGCAAGACCCUCUCUGCGAGCUUGAUACCCCAUUUGUAUUAUACACCAGUCCUUUGAGAUUGAGUCAACUAGUCAGCUACUGCAGGCUUGCUGAGGGCAAAAGCGUAUGUAGAGUUUAGAAUGAGAAAUUGAGGGAUGGAUGGACUGCUGUUGUCUUC
Oryza brachyantha (malo sina) is the source of this 2319-nucleotide messenger RNA. Its product is annotated as TORTIFOLIA1-like protein 3. The coding region runs from base 106 to 1959 and encodes 617 amino acids. The record is from RefSeq and is a predicted model, not a curated record. NCBI's taxonomy places the organism in Eukaryota, Viridiplantae, Streptophyta, Magnoliopsida, Poales, Poaceae. The transcript is spliced from 5 exons. Gene Ontology annotation, molecular function: microtubule binding. Gene Ontology annotation, cellular component: microtubule.